Humulus lupulus (European hop) is the source of this 570-nucleotide messenger RNA. RefSeq lists its product as uncharacterized. The record is from RefSeq and is a predicted model, not a curated record. Gene Ontology annotation, molecular function: zinc ion binding. NCBI's taxonomy places the organism in Eukaryota, Viridiplantae, Streptophyta, Magnoliopsida, Rosales, Cannabaceae. The transcript has 2 exons. Bases 1 to 570 code for a protein of 189 amino acids.
AUGACAUCAAAUAUAGCCGAAUUGAUAAAUGCUGCAUUGAAAGCUGGAAGAACGCUACCAAUCACUACAAUGAUGGAAGGCCUUCGAAGUUUAGUUCAAAAAUGGGUAUGGAAAAAUGGUAACGAAGCAAACGGAACAUUCACACAAGUAACAACAGAUACUGAAACUGUGCUUAGAGAAAACUUUAUUCGAGCCAUUAAAUUUAAGGUCUUCCCAUUAAACACUAUACUGUACCAAGUUGUGGUUGAAGACAAAGGAAAUUUUCUGGUCAACCUUAUGGAGAAAACAUGUGAAUGCAAAAGGUUCCAACAAGAUGAAAUAUCGUGUGCACAUGCAAUAGCAGUAUUCGCCAAAACACAGCUGGAAACAUAUGAUUAUGUUGAUGAUUACUACAAAACUAUAACUAUGAAAGCAACAUAUGAGUCAACUGUUCAUCCAUUGCCAAAUGAAAGCGAAUGGACACUGCCAGAGACUUUAAACAAAAUUGUCCUACCACCAAAAUCAAGAAAACUACCAGGCCACCCUAGAAGGAAAGAAUCAGAUCUAGAGGAGAACCAAAAGUGCAGAUAA